Agelaius phoeniceus (red-winged blackbird) is the source of this 2764-nucleotide messenger RNA. RefSeq names its product salt inducible kinase 1 (gene SIK1). Gene Ontology annotation, biological process: intracellular signal transduction; microtubule cytoskeleton organization; protein phosphorylation. The record is from RefSeq and is a predicted model, not a curated record. NCBI's taxonomy places the organism in Eukaryota, Metazoa, Chordata, Aves, Passeriformes, Icteridae. Gene Ontology annotation, molecular function: ATP binding; tau-protein kinase activity. Gene Ontology annotation, cellular component: cytoplasm.
CACACGCGCGGCCGCCCGCCCGCACAGCCCUGCGCGCACACCGCGCUCCGCCCGCCAGGUGCUGCGCGGAUGCUCCCGUCCUGAGGCGCUGCCCGCCCCCCGCCUGAGCCAUGGUGAUCAUGUCGGAGUUCGCCUCGGCGCCCGCGGCCGCGCACGGCCAGCAGCGGCCCCUGCGAGUCGGUUUCUACGACAUCGAGAGGACCCUGGGGAAAGGCAACUUCGCCGUGGUCAAGCUGGCCCGGCACAGGGUGACCAAGACGCAGGUUGCAAUAAAAAUAAUAGACAAAACAAGGUUAGACCCAAGCAACCUGGAGAAGAUUUAUAGAGAAGUUCAGAUAAUGAAGCUUUUGAAUCAUCCCCACAUUAUCAAGCUAUAUCAGGUUAUGGAGACAAAGGAUAUGCUGUACAUUGUUACUGAGUUUGCAAAGAAUGGAGAAAUGUUUGAUCACCUGACCUCCAACGGGCACCUGAGCGAGAGCGAAGCACGGAAGAAGUUCUGGCAGAUUCUCUCAGCAGUGGAGUAUUGUCACAGCCACCACAUCGUGCACAGGGACCUCAAAACAGAGAACCUCCUGCUGGAUGCUAACAUGAACAUCAAAUUAGCAGACUUUGGCUUUGGAAACUUUUACAAGUCGGGAGAGCCCCUCUCCACUUGGUGUGGAAGCCCACCCUAUGCAGCUCCAGAAGUUUUCGAAGGCAAAGAAUAUGAAGGGCCUCACCUUGACAUAUGGAGCCUUGGGGUGGUUCUGUACGUCCUUGUCUGCGGUUCUCUGCCUUUUGAUGGACCCAAUUUACCAACCCUGAGGCAAAGAGUGCUGGAGGGGCGGUUCCGCAUCCCCUACUUCAUGUCCGAAGACUGUGAAACACUAAUCCGACGGAUGCUGGUUGUGGACCCAACCAAGCGGAUAACCAUCUCCCAGAUCAAGCAGCACAAGUGGAUGCAGGCUGACCCCUCCCUUCAGCAGCAGCAGUCCUUGUCCUUCUCCAUGCAAAACUACAACUCCAACCUGGGUGACUAUAACGAGCAGGUCCUUGGGAUCAUGCAAACACUUGGCAUCGACAGGCAGAGGACUGUGGAGUCCCUGCAGAACAGCAGCUACAACCAUUUUGCUGCCAUUUAUUACCUGCUCCUGGAGCGCCUGAAGGAGUACCGGAGCAGCCAGGUGUCCACUCGGCCGGCAGCCGGCCGGCAGCCGCGGCCCCGGAGCUCCGAGAUCACCAAUGCUGAGAUGCCUCAGGACACUCUCACCAGUGAAACCCUGCGAUCAUCUCUGCUUUACCAGCAACCUCAGAGCCUGAUUCAGCCAUCCUUGCAGGCAGAAAUGGACUGUGACAUAAGCAAUCCAUUACAGCCUGUGUUCUUCCCUGUGGACACCAACUUCAACGGGCUCUUCCGGAACCGCUCCAUCUCCCCGAACAGCCUGCUGGAGACCACCAUCAGUGAGGAAGUGAGGCAAGAGAAGGAGCUGGAAGAUGAAAUUAAGGCAUAUGACCACCACCCCAUCUGCAUCCCUAGCAACACCAGCAGGAGGCACACCCUGGCAGAAGUGACCACCCAUUUCUAUCAGCAUGUCCCUCCAUGUAUAGUCAUUUCCUCCUCUGCCAGCCCCACAGAGGGAACUAGCUCAGACAGCUGCCUUACUUCAUCUUCAAAUGACAGCUCAGUGGCCCUGAGCAGCUGUUUGGCAGGUCAAGUAAUGACGGGGAGCCCGGCCACAGCGAGGAUGACGUCGCCUUUCCUCGCUUCCCAGUCUGACGCUCCCGUGUUACAAGUCCAGGGCUGCAUGGGAGGUGCUUCUCUCCUGCCUGUCAGCUUCCAAGAAGGAAGGCGAGCAUCUGAUACCUCAUUAACUCAAGGCUUGAAGGCUUUUAGGCAGCAGCUGCGGAAGAACGCUCGAGCCAAGGGGUUCCUCGGCUUGAAUAAAAUCAAAGGCUUUGCUCGGCAGGUGUGUCAGUCCUCCUCCUCCUCUCGGGCAGCAAGGAGUGCCAUGAGCCCUUUCCAGCACACGCAGCCCAACACCUGCAUGUACAGCAGCAGCGGGAGCAGCAGAGAGGGGAGAAGCCUCCUGGAGGAGGUGCUGCAGCAGCAGAGAAUGCUCCAGUUCCAGCAUCACCAACUACUCCAAACAGCUUGUCCCCAGACCUCCCAGACACCUGCAGCAAGCAGCAUCCCCUCCUCUGAUGCAACCUGCAAAGCCUCCAACUCCAUUCUGCUGUCAGAGCUGCAAAGAGAGAACUCCUUUGAGCUGGCCUUUGCUGGCAGCAGCCAACUGCUCCAACCUCAUUUCCUGGGGCUGAGCGUGUCCCCGGUGUCGUCGGCCGCUCACCUGCUGGACACUCACCUGUACAUCAGCAGCAGCAGCAGCAGCGCGGCCCCGCUGGCCGCCCCCUUCUCCCAGCAGCAGAGCUUCUCCACGCCAUCCCCGAGCUAUGACACUGUCACCCUGCAGCACGGGGACUGUGAGAUGGAGGACCUGACUUCCAGCCAGCUGGGCAAGUUUGUGCUGGUCAAGUGAGAGCUUUGGGCAGCUCCCGUUGCGGGGGAACUUUCACCGCUGCUCCCUGGCUGGCUGGCGGCGUGGGGACGAGUGACUCUCAGAAGCAAUAAAUUUUGAAGUAUGUGAAGAGGCUGUCUGGCUCAGAAAGCUGGCAACUUUAUAGGACUGAAACAAGCAAUAUGUAUGUCUUUUUGCUUCUACUAUUCUUGCACUGAACAAAUACGAAUAGAAACUGAUUUUUUUUUUUUAAAAAAAAGGAAAAAAAA